Molecule: messenger RNA, 2985 nt
Organism: Owenia fusiformis
Lineage: Eukaryota; Metazoa; Annelida; Polychaeta; Sabellida; Oweniidae
Source: the annotation of a GenBank genome assembly
GUUUCAGUAGUCGUACAUAUUUAGGAUUUACCAACUAACUCACAGUACAAAGAAAAACGGAUCAUCAGCAUGAAUACUCAUUGGGUAGCUGCUGUGAUAUACAUUUGUGCUCAUUUGUGCAUUGUGAGUGGGCGCAAGUCAUGUCGACAAGAGAAAAUAAAGGGCCUCAAGAAAAAACAGAUUAUCUGUGAGUACUAUUUGGAGAUUAGCGAGAAGUUCACCAUGGUGUCAGGCGGGGGUCACCAUGGUUACAGAGUGGUGCCCGACUGUACAGAUGUCGAUGGGAAACCUCUGAACGACUCAAAGUGUGCCGCAUGUCCUGUUGAUUCUGACUGUGCGGGUACAGACCAUGCUGGCACAUUUGACGAUGUGAUCACUGCUGAUGGGAUAUUUCGUAAGGUUAUUGCAGUGAAUGGGCAGGUACCUGGACCGAAGCUUGAGGCAAAGGAAGGUGCCCAUAUGGUUGUGCACGUGACCAACAAGUUGAUGUCUAGAAGCAUCACUGUGCACUGGCAUGGAAUGCAUCAAAGAAACAACCUCUACAUGGAUGGUGUUCCUUUCAUCACACAAUGUCCGAUUAGUCCUAGCCAAAGCUUUACGUAUAGAUUUGUUGCAAGUCCUGCCGGCACAUACUGGUAUCACGGACACAUGAGUACACAAACUGCCGAUGGGUUUUCUGGGCCAUUGAUUAUUCACAAAUCUGUCGAACCAAAUGGCCACUUGUAUGAUUACAAACCUGUCAAGGAUAACCGUAUUAAAUCUCCUCCUAAUGACCUAACUAUGAUGAUCCAGGACUGGCAACACAAAGAAUCCGAAGAUCUAAUGGUUCAAGUUCAUGGAGGUGGUUUCUUUCGAAAUCCAUUUUUUCCAAAUGAAACCAAACUGUUCAAAAAUGCGAAAACUAGUGAUGGUACAUUUAUAAGUCAUAUACCAUAUACCUCUGGCCUCAUCAACGGGCGAAUGCGUUUCAAAGACAAGUAUGUUCCAAAUACGAUGUGGCCGAAUCAGCAUUCGACAAACCGAGUCCCAUAUUCAGAGUUCAAGGUCAAACAAGGGACAAGGUAUAGAUUCAGAAUGAUUGGAGCGAUGAUGCAAUUUGCUUACAUGAUAUCAAUUGAUGGUCAUCAACUAACAGUGAUUGCAACUGAUGGUAACGAUAUUAAUCCCAUAGUGGUUGACUAUAUUAUCAUAUACCCCGGAGAAAGAUAUGAUUUUGUUGUACAUGCAAAUCAAAGCCACACUGCCUCUGAAUUUUGGAUCAGAGGGCAGAACUUGGAAUACAAUAGCACCAAUAUUGAAUACGAUGUUCUAAAUAAUUGGAUCUUAGCCAUUCUAAGGUAUUCAAAUAGCGAUGGAGGUAGUCCAACGACAAACCAAGAUUACACAAAACGUUCCCGUAGAAUACUGAACUGCCCCGUGAGUUAUUUUGGCAAAGAUCAAGAAUCUCAAAUAUGCAUCAAAGUCUCUGAACUAAGAAGCCUAGAUUCAGAAAAAUCAGAAAGAAAGGAAAAGAAGUCAGAAAGAAAGGAAAAGAAAUCGGAAAGAAAGAAACAGAAAGGAAAAAAAGUUCCAAAAUUACUGAAAGAUACGAAUCAAAUUUUCCUAAAUUUUGCCAAUAACGGUGCACAUGAGAUGUCAGCUAUAAAUGGAUUCAACUUCGUAGGACCUACUGGGUUCUUUGGUGCCACUUUACCAUACAAUUCAAUAACCCCAUGCCCAUCGGAAUGUGCGUCAGAGACAAUGAUGAGUCAUUCUGGGUGUCAUUGUACAAACAUGAUCGAUCUGGAAUACAAGAACGUUUACCAGUUCAUUUUUGUUAACAUGGGGACAGAAGGGGGAGGACGCUUCAAAGAUGGAUCUAGGUUUGGUAUCACGCACCCCAUCCACAUGCAUGGUCACCACUUCAACGUGCUAAAGAUGGUUUACCCAGAACUUGAUGAAUAUGGCAUCUAUAAGAGAGCAUCAGAUGAUAUUUGCUGUCCUUGUCCGGAUGAUGAAACAAAGUGCUGCACAAAUCUUGAUGACAGCAACAUCAGGUACACAACAACCACGAAUGGAAAGGUAUUUUGCAAGAAUCCAAGAUGGCGGAAUGUUUCUUGGGAAAAGAAUCCUACUACCAUUCAAGGUCUUAAUCUGGUAAACCCACCACAGAAGGAUACGCUUAUUGUCCCGCCUGGUGGAUACGCUGUAGUCGUGCUGAAGGCGGACAACCCGGGUAGGUGGUUAUUACAUUGCCACUUAGACAAGCAUUUCUUACAUGGUAUGGGCGUUCUUCUAAUGGAAGGAAUACAUAAUAUUCCUCAGCCUCCCCCUGGAAUGCCCACAUGCUCAGAUUUCAGCUAUUCACAGGAUGAUUACUUUGCGAAAGUUCGCAACAAAGGAAAAUACAGGUAUGGUCCAAUAGAGCAUGGUGGUAAACGAGGACAUGGUCACCAACAGCACGGAAUGAACCAUCAACACGAAAUGAAACACCAGCAUGGAAUGAAUCACCAGCAUGGAAUGGACCACCAGCAUGGAACGGACCAUCAUAAAGAAAUGAACCAUGAGCAUGGAAUGGACCACCAGCAUGGAAUGGACCACCAGCAUGGAAUGGACCAUCAAAAAGAAAUGAACCGUGAACAUCGAAUGGACCAUCAUGACCAUGAUAAUGUCAAGGGCACUAAUAAACGUAAGGGCCAUGGUAAAAACAAGAACAAGCAGAGAACACCACUCCAUAGACAUACAAGUGAGGAAAAUGAGGAAAGUCACCCUGAUGGACAUAAUAAAAAGAACCACAGACAAAGUACAAUGCAUCAUAACAUGGACGCUGGAGAAGUUAAUGAAGGACACAAUCAGCAUCAACACCAAAUGAACCAUAAACAUGGCAGUGAACAUAACACUGAACAUGGUGGACAAAAUCAGAAUGAGCAUCAGGGUCAUGUUGAUUCAAAUCACAACAGCCACGGGGAUCAUACUAUUGGUCAUGAUCAUCAUAUGAACGUGUAG